UUCUUUUUUCAUCGUUCUUCUCUUGAAGAAACCAAUGAUUCUUAAACCCUUCCACCAUAUAUAUAUAAACAAACUACAUUAUCAAAAGUUUAUGAAUGUUUCAAAAUCAGAGCAGAGACAAAGCAGCAAAAUAUGGUUUUCAGAGCAAUUCAGGCUUCUUCCAUAUUCUUCCUCUUGUUUCUAUCUUUAGAUCCAAGCACUGCACAAAAGCUUCCACCUGAAGCAAUAAUGAAAGAUGAAAUGAUGGAUUAUCAAGAAAAUAGCAAUGGGAUUUCCUCACCUUCAAUAUCUUCCACUAAACUGGAUAAUAUCCCCAUCAUCAUCCCAAGUCCUCCUAUGACGACAACACCAAUAAUAACGCAGGAAAGUCCACCACCACCAGCACCACCAACUACCACCACUCAACCAACAAUCCCUGCAGCAUCGGGUGGGACCUGGUGCGUGGCGAACCCAUCUGCAUCAGAAACUGCUCUUCAAGUGGCUCUUGACUAUGCUUGCGGAUAUGGAGGUGCAGAUUGUUCAGCUCUUCAACAAGGUUCUAGUUGCUAUAACCCAAAUACAGUUCGUGAUCAUGCUUCCUAUGCAUUCAAUGCAUACUACCAGAAGAGUCCCCUUCCUACAAGUUGUGUCUUUGGUGGCACUGCAACUCUCUCCUCCACCGACCCGAGUUCUGGAGGUUGUCAUUUUGCAUCUACCCAUUCAACAACGUCUACACCCCCACCAUACACGAUACCCACACCAACAAUGAUACCCCCACCAACACCAACCAUACCAACACCAAGCACGACUUCACCAGACGGUCCUUAUCCACCUUAUCCACCGUAUGGUACUGCGCCAGAACCAACCGAUAGCCCAAGCUCAGCAAAUUCCAUACGAUAUAACAUUCUACAGAUCUUCACCAUAACUUGCCUCUCACUUUCUGCUGCAUAUUAUAUCUAAACAGAUAAAGAUAAAUCUCUGUGCUUCUCCGUCAUCAAGGGGAAGGGAACUCAGGUUUUGUCUCGAUGUCCACUGGGCAAAAGAGUUCAAGAAGGAAUGUGGAAUUAUAUAACAAAUAUUCAAACCAAAGCCUUAUGGCUAUUGUACAACAUCUAUUUAGCAUUAGAAAAGCAACAAAAUGCAGUCCGGAUCCUCAAUAGCAGCCCCUUCCAUAUUUCCAAACUCCCUCAAUCAAUAAUUUAUGAAUAGGUUUCCCAUUUCCUUAGGUACUCUUUCGGGCAGUUAACAGAAUAAGCAUUUACAUUACACAAGUCAAUUGUAGGAGUUAGCAGUAAACAGCUAUGUACGUCAGUCCAUAGAUAUGUACUGACCUAAAUCAUAGAAAACAUCAAUAAAUCUUAUUUGAUUAAACAUUGACACAUGUGAUGAUC
Impatiens glandulifera is the source of this 1370-nucleotide messenger RNA. Its product is annotated as PLASMODESMATA CALLOSE-BINDING PROTEIN 3-like. NCBI's taxonomy places the organism in Eukaryota, Viridiplantae, Streptophyta, Magnoliopsida, Ericales, Balsaminaceae. The record is from RefSeq and is a predicted model, not a curated record. The transcript has 4 exons. The coding region runs from base 133 to 939 and encodes 268 amino acids.